This is a messenger RNA of Blumeria graminis f. sp. triticale, 438 nucleotides long. The record is from the annotation of a GenBank genome assembly. NCBI's taxonomy places the organism in Eukaryota, Fungi, Ascomycota, Leotiomycetes, Helotiales, Erysiphaceae.
AUGACCUUGAAGGUGGAGUUUAUGAAUAAUGUGCCUCAAGAGUACACCACGCCGCCCUGGCCCGCAUUAUACUGGCCCCUCUAUGGGCGCCCCGAUGUCGCCAACUACCUCUACUACACCCUCGACAUCUGGCGCUUCACCCUCUUCUGGACCCUCAUCUUUUACGCCGGCACGCAUGGCAUGGUGGCUCUCGUAGCUCUCGUCAUGCAGGUGGGAAAAGGGCACCUCGCCUGGCAGUACGCAUGGAUUAUUCCCGUGUCGCAUACCUUCGUCGCCAUGUUUGAGGCCGUUAUGGCCGGUAGUAUUGUGGGACUGACACUUGGAGCAGUUUACGAAUCCGGUUACUUCAGAAUGUCCACUUGGAUUCCCUUUACCUGGGGUCUCAUCAACGUAUUGUUUUUGGUCAUCUCCUCGUUUUCAUUUAGCGGUGGCUUCUAA